CCCGCUUACAACGCACUAUAAUCAUCCUUUCUAUUCUUUUCUCCAUUUCUUUAUAUACAUUUCCGUGGAAUAAAUACAAUAGCGUGUUUUCCGGAAUUUUAAAGACUAAAAAACUCCCGGCUUGUUAUCCACAUUAUUAAAUCUUUCGAAAGCGCGAGGAUUGAGAGACGCUUGCGCGUCGUUUCCUCCUCUAUCGAAAACAGGAGAUCACCGACACCAAGCCAAUCAGAAACAUCGAUGUAAACAGAAAGUAGAGUUUUAAAUAGAGUUCGUAACUUGCGAGAUAUUCACGAUUAAGAAAUACUAUCUUAUUCUUUUCUUCAUUUCUCUCUCUCUCUCUCUCUCUCUCUCUCUCUCUCUCUCUCUCUCUCUCUCCGUCUAUCUUUUUCUUUCGUCAAGUCUCUUUCCAACUUUUUUCCUCCCACUUCCAAUCUCCUGUUUCUCUAUCCAUCUCUAUUGCUCUUAGUUCCAUGACGAAAGAACGUUCGAGAUAAUCUGAGCGAGCGUUUCUUCGAGGGGAAAGUCUUUGAUAUACCAGUUUUCUAUUGUCGCUCGACAGAGUAUUCCGUGUGGUCUCGACGUUUUCGAUAAUACAGACAAUAUUAUUGUUGCUGCUUCCGUGACUGAUCGGUACAAUAUUCGAAUUCAAUAUUUCAAACUUUGGUAACGCAAUUGGUUACCGUGAAGGGAAGUGAAGUGAAAUACAGGAUACUUUAUCGGUGUUAACGAAGAGACUGGAAAAACUUAAAGGCUGAACGGAGGCAAAGGCAGGAGUUGGAACAGAAGGUUUUAGGAUGCUCGACUUCGAACAACAGGCGAAUCAGGCACAGGCCCUGGCUUCUCUCGACGAGGACUGGCACCUGCUCGAGGCUGCUUUCCGGACCGGCCUCUCGACUUUCUUGUUCCUUUUACUGGCCGCACGAACGUCUGGCAUCGCGUUCACGGGUUUCAUUGUGAUUUCUUAAUACCCACCGAGGAAAAGUAACGGCGCAGACGUGAAUUUCGUGUUACAUCGACAAAUAUACCAGACGCUAAAAUGAGAUUGGAAGAAGAUCUUGUGAUUCGUAGGAGCAGACCAACGAUGAUUUCCGCGAAAUACCGUGCGAGAGAAGAACGCCGUCGUCUGUUAAAGAUUUCAGCCGGCAAGUUGAGGAGAAUCGAAGACCCGGAGGCCAGCCUAUGCAGAUCGGUUCUUAUAAAUAAUGCUGUCAGGCGACUGCAACGUGAGAACCGAGACGAAAAGACAAGAAAUUACGGACUUCCGGUUGUCACAUAUCUAAAUGACUCCACCAAAGAGAAUAAUGUUUCUAGCAAUCUUAUCGUCGGAAUAACGGACGACGAAACGUCUUCAAGAAAAAGAUUAAGCGAUGAUACGAGGAAUGAUGGAAUCAGUCCUAAACGUCAAAGGCACGACGAUCUCGAUCUACAGGACGACGUAUUUAGCGACUUCUAUAUUCUGCCUCCCACUCCUCGAUUACUCUCUCACAUUGACGAGAUUCAGGAGCCUGAAUCCCCCCAUCACCAUCACUUGGUGUAUCCUGAGGAUCGUUUAGGCUCCGUGGACGUCCGAUCAGCAACGACGAUUAUUAGCACCAGCACCGCGAACACAACCACAAACAGUAACAGCACAAGCACGUCCACGAACAAUUGUUGUAACUCCAUCAUGUUUUCUACCGAGUUAGAUGGCGCCACCAGUCAGUUAACCAGCGUUAUUAGAUCCAGUGACGUAGGCAUGAUGGAGGCCUCGGACGUAGUCGAUCCCGACAGAAUCUGCGAUUUUGCGAGAUUCGCGGACUCCACAAAGACAUUGGAGGAACGUUUAGUGGAAUUACAAUCGUUGGACGAACAUUUUGAUCUGGCAAAAUUUGAAAGGAAUAACAAUCAGAGUUGCGGCAGGGCAUUCCACGAUAUUCAAACUUUUCACAGUCUAGUACCUGGAUUGGAAACCUAGAAGGGAGCCUUGUGCCUGGAGCACCCUCCUCUCGUCACGUCUGGUUCGAUGAAGAAACAAAACCAUGACCACAACGACAACGACGAUGCGGAUAAACGGCUUCGCGGCACACACGAGGAACCACGGCAAGGAUGAACCUGGACUUGGAAGAUGGACACUUUGUCUGGAAUACAGCGCGUCCUAUGUCACUUUGGCUUGAUGGAAUAUAAGCAUCGUCGACUCGAUUGGACGACUUGUUCAGAUGGAUCUAUUUAAUAUAUAUAUAAAUAUAUAUAUAUAUAUAUAGAAGAGAUAAAAAGAACUUUCAACGCAUGAUCCAUUAACUUUUUAUCAUUUAUUUUCGUGAUUGAAUAUUUUUGGUCGUUCAACCGUUUCAACGAAUUCUUGAUUCAGAACAGAAUGAAGGGAGGAGGACGAGGAUAAAUAAGAGUUUUUUGAAAUUAUAUAUGAUGCGUUUUCAUCAACGAUGCAGAAAUCGAUGAAUGGUUAUUUGACUAGAUUUACAGAGUAUUUUCCAUGUGUACGUAACUAAUAGAUUGGUAUCACAAAACCGUGUUCAUAUGAAUAUCGAUACCAAAAUGUUCUGAUACGCAUUAUACAUAUACAUAUAUAUAUAUAUAUAUAAUUUGUAUAUACUCGAAUAUGUUUUUAAAAGCACAUUAAGGAUUAUAAUAUAAGAGAAUUUGUAGUAAACGUUUUUGGGGAAAAACAAAAAAAAAAAAACAUUGCCAAACAAUGAAAAGAUGCUAAAAAAUGAGACGCGUAUGUCUUUUGUAUAUAUAAAGAAAAAAAAAAUGCCUUUAGAAUAGUUGUAAAUUGAAAUCGAAUGAAUUUCACUUCAUCGCACGAUUUUUGCUACGAUGGGCCUUCGAUUUUUAUUAGCAAUAUUAUUUUUUUUUUUUUUGUAAAUCUUUUUCGUGGUUUCCCUCGAUAAUUCCAGAGAAACAAGGGAAAAAACAGAUUUUGGAAUUUCGAAAAUUGUGAUUUUUUUUUUUUUUUUUUAUAAAUCACAAACAAAUCACUGAAUGUAAUAUGGUGGAAAAUUGCAAAACGAUUGAUUAUAAAAAAAAAAAUGUAUGUAUCUAUUUAAACUAUUUCUUUCAUCCAUUUUGUGAUCUUCUGUUCCGUGUGGUAAAAUUAAUUGUAAGUUUGUACGUUUGGCAUCUUUUUAUUAUAAUUUUUUUUUUUUAAAUUAACAUUUUUUUUUAUUACUAAUGAAAAAAAAAUUCAUUAGUUUACGUUGAUUUGUAAAGAUUCUAAUUUUAUUAUGUUGAACACACGCGAGUGUACGAUUUUUACAUGUACAUGAUGCUCCUUUAUGUAUAUAAAUUUUAUUUGACUUUUUUGUUUUCUUGGUAGGAAAAUAUUAAAAAAAAAAAAAAAAAAAAAAAAAAAAAAAAGAAAUCGCAAAUCAAUCUCGAAUAUUAAACGUAUUAAUAUUGUAGAUAAUGAAAUUUAUAACGGAUGUUAUAAGAUACGUGAAUGCUCUUGAGAUUAAUUUGCUGAAUUUACCCAUUUUUUUUUUUUUUUCGUUAAUUAUUUAAGGAAUAAUGCAGCUAUUUUUUUUUUUUAUAUAUAUAUAUAUAUACAUAAAUCAAUACAGUCCAUGAUAUUUAAAUUUUUUUGAAUAAAAGUACUAUAUUUGUAAGUUGUUGAUUUAAAAAAUGAAUAGCGUUAACUGUAUCACAAAAGUGCUAAAAAAAAAAAAGAAAUUGGACGAUUAAUAUCACGCGCGUAAUCAUUUUUCUAAGUUUUUUAUUUAAAUCGACCACUUUUAUACUUGUAUACUUGGAUAUAAAUUUAACGAAUCAUUCAUAGAAUCAUCCAUGUGGUUUUUUGUACGCAACAGACACAUUUCGAUCUCCUUUUAGAACGCUGCAUAACGAUUGGCGUUGUAAUCUGGAGGGUGACCGCGAAAUUACCUACUGUGUAUAUUACGUAAUCAAUGAUCGAAGCAUUGUAAAUUUGUACCGAUUUAUAAACGCAAGCAAAAGAAAGGAAAAAAAAAAUAGGACAAACGUGGAAAUGGAUACACAAAGAGAAAUUAAAUUGUACGUCUAAACGUCCGAGGAUAACCUCUAGACGUAUCGUAAUUAUCAAAACAAAGUUGAACUUGUUGAUUCGUCGGUCAGCGCAUCCAUACAUACACUGUAUAUAGCCACAUAUUAGUAUCCUUAAAUAAAAGCUAUGUAUAAAAUUUCAUACGUUGUUUAGGUUUUUAGUAAUAGUUAUUCAAAAAUCAGUUACAUUAAUUAUAUAAAUAAAUUGCAAA
Messenger RNA from Apis mellifera (honey bee), 4223 nucleotides. RefSeq lists its product as uncharacterized. Gene Ontology annotation, cellular component: nucleus. The coding region runs from base 1037 to 1951 and encodes 304 amino acids. The record is from RefSeq and is a predicted model, not a curated record. The transcript has 4 exons. NCBI's taxonomy places the organism in Eukaryota, Metazoa, Arthropoda, Insecta, Hymenoptera, Apidae. Gene Ontology annotation, molecular function: transcription regulator activity.